Drosophila eugracilis is the source of this 688-nucleotide messenger RNA. RefSeq lists its product as uncharacterized. The record is from RefSeq and is a predicted model, not a curated record. Lineage: Eukaryota; Metazoa; Arthropoda; Insecta; Diptera; Drosophilidae.
GCCACUCGAAAAGUUGUCCGGUCGGAAAUCGGGAAACUAUUAAGCGUCUUGUUGAUCAUGUUGAGGGACGAAGCCACCGCAUCGACCAGCGGAUGUUCACGGGAGGUGGGCGGUGCUCAAUUGACACCAGGCAUCCCACAGCCCACUUCAGGAGCCUCGCCCUCCCAUCGCUUAAACCCCAACGCACCUGUAUUUGUGCCGGACUUCCAGACAAGGCAAGUAGCCAAGAAGCUAUUCGAUGACUUAUCACCCUACACCCGCUGGAGCACAGCUUCGUCUGAUGAAACCUCCUAUGGACCCCGCUACGAGUCCAUUUGGCGAGAGGUCACUUUCCAGGAUCACCAGCGUCUGCCCAACCCACGCUUUGAUUAUAGUCUGAAUCCUUCCGAGAAUGAGGUCGGUGAACUGGAGUUUGAUGAAGUCCAGGCCAUGAAUAUAGGAGCCGAGUCCUAUGAUCCCCCAGCACGUUGCUCUGUAAUAACGAUGUCUCUGGAUGCCAACGAUAUUGUAGGUGAUCUACAAUCUCCAAUGGAGGAAUCUUUGGACGAGGGGAAAAGUAAUGGCUUUCAGAUCCGUCGCUCCUUCAAACCUAACAGAAGAUGCUGUCUGCUCAUGUAGGCACCAAGAUCUAGCGGAUUUCAUUCAUAUUCCAUUUAUAGUUUGAAACUUUUAUUCCGAAUUAAAAUCU